AUGACCGAGUCGGUGCGGAUGUACGAAAUGCUGAUCGGUAACUUGUCGAUCUUGCAGCACGUGUUGACGCUUGUGGGUUGCUGCUGGGUCGCCAAGGUGCUCGGAAGGGUUAUCUGGGACCUUGUUGUCGCGUUCCGGAACUUCGUGUGGGCCCGUUGGCGGCCGAGUGAUGACUUGUCGAGGAAGUACGGAAAGUGGGCUGUCGUGACUGGAUCCACGGAUGGCGUCGGUAAAGCCUAUGCCUUCGAGUUGGCCAAACGGGGGAUGAAUAUCGUGUUGAUCAGUCGCAGCGAAGAGAAACUGCGGGUUGUUGCCAAAGAGAUUGAAGCUACUACCGGGGUAGAUACCCUCAUUAUUGCGGUUGAUUUCGGAGCUGGAACCGAAAUAUAUCCCAAGAUUCGAGCGGAAAUCGGGAAUCGUGAGGUCGGUGUCCUCGUGAACAACGUUGGUUUUAUGAACAGUUACCCAAAGUACUUCACGGAAGUCCCGGCGGAAGUCUUGAUGCAGUUCAUCAAUGUGAACAUGACCGCUGCUACAAUGAUGUCGCAUAUGUUAUUGCCCGAAAUGGCGGCGCGGCGUCGUGGAGCCAUCAUCAAUUUAUCGUCAGCCUCGGCAAUCGGUCCUCUGGCGCUAAUGGCUGUUUAUUCUGCCUCUAAGGCUUACGUGGAUUAUUUGUCUCAGGCACUUCACGAGGAAUACGCUCCGUAUGGAAUCGAUGUUCAGACUUUGGUGCCAUUUUACAUCCGAACGAACAUGACACGAUUUUCAUCGACGCUGAACAGCAUUGGACAACUGACCCCUGAUGCGAAAGCCUUUGCAAGAAGCGCGAUCGCCACUUUACCGUACGCCGGACGCACUUCCGGCUAUUGGUCGCACGGGUUUCAAUACUGGGUGGUUACCAUUGUAAACCAGUGGGGAUGGAAGAAGCUUGGUCAUCUCUUACAACGUUGGUUGCGUCUCGAUUUAGUGAAGAAAUACGGUGCGUGGGCCGUCGUAACCGGUGCUACGGACGGAAUCGGAAAAGGUUACGCGUAUGAAUUAGCUCGACGUGGAAUGAAAGUCAUGUUGAUCGCACGUAAUGAGGAAAAAUUGAAGCGUGUAGCGGAUGAAAUAAAACUGAGAACUGGGUCCGAAAUAUCGUACGUCGUUGCAGAUUUCUCAAAAGGUGCUUCAAUCUACGCUUCAAUAAAACAGGCGAUCCAGGACUUGGAAAUUGGAAUCCUGGUGAACAACGUCGGUGUGCUUUUCAUCGGGGAAUUCGAUGAGAUGACUGAACAAGAAUACAGAGGGAUGCUGGAGGUGAACAACAACGCAGCGGUGGAAAUGACUCAUUUGGUGCUGCCAGCUAUGAAGGCUCGCAGAAGCGGAGCAAUCGUGAACAUUUCCUCCGGUAUAAGCUUUUAUCCGACACCGAUGUUCAAUUUGUACGCCGCAACCAAAGUUUUUGACAGUUUCUUCUCUCGCGGUCUCGCUUACGAAUGUAAAUUUCAUGGCAUCACUGUGCAGUGCGUUACGCCAAACGCUGUGCGAACGAACAUGACUUUGAUUUUCUCGGAUUCCGAUUAUUCGGCGUUCAACGUUUUUUGGCCCAAUCCAGAGCAGUUCGCGAAGAGUGCCGUUGCGACGAUUCCGUACGCGACCCAUACUCAUGGGUAUUGGGCUCAUGCGUUGCAGUCUACUGGGAUUUAUUUUAUUGCCGCAAAAUUCAUACGCUUUAUUUUUGAUCUGUAUGUUGGGCUCCGGAAUCACGUUUGGGCUCGACUAGUCCGGAUUGAAUAUGUGAGAAAAUUUGGGCGAUGGGCUGUGGUGACAGGAGCAACUGAUGGUAUUGGACGCUGUUAUGCUGAAGAGCUCGCUAGGCGUGGAAUGAACAUUGUUUUGAUUUCCCGAACGCUUGAGAAAUUGCAGAAAGUCGCUGCUGAAAUAGCAGAAAAAGCAGAAGUUGAGGUAAUGUACGUUGUGGCUGACUUUAGGAGGGUCGAUGAAUUCAUGCCUUACAUACGUGCAGCGAUUGAAAAGUUGGACGUGGGAAUUUUGGUAAACAACGUGGGAAUUCUCGACUCAGGAAGUUUUCUCAGCAUACCGGACGAGACUGUGCACAGCUUGCUAGAAGUUAACACACACGCAUGCAUCGACAUGACGCGGUUGGUACUCCCGGGGAUGGUAGAGCGUCGACGGGGAGCACUCGUCAAUUUGUCAUCAACCCUGUCGUACCUUCCGUGUCCGAACUUCUCUUUGUAUGCCGCGACGAAAGCAUUCGUAUCUCAUUUUUCGAAAGCCUUGGCGCAUGAAUGCAAACCUCACGGUAUCCGAGUGCAAGCCAUUCACCCCUGUUUCGUUGAUACCCAAUUUACGGAGAGAUUUCCGCGGAUGUUGAAGGGUUAUUGUGAACUAACAUGCCCGCGUCCGGAAACAUUUGUGAAAAGCGCAGUGGCUAUGAUACCAUUCGCUACGGAUUCGACUGGAUACUAUGGCCACGCCUUUUUGCGAUAUUGUCUAGGAAUUAACCGGGUUGUGACGAAUUUUCUGUGGCCAAGAAUUGGUUCAUUUAUAUAUGGAGAAUGGGCUGUUAUUACGGGGGCAACUGAUGGUUUAGGGAAAGAGUACGCGAAAGAAUUGGCGAAGCGUGGCCUCAAGAUUGUGCUCAUGUCCAGGAAUGAGCUGAAAUUGAAGGACGUUGCCGCUGAACUUGUGCAUGAGACCGGCACCACUGUGGAAUGUGUAGUCGCUGAUUUCACCGAAAUUCAGACCAUUCUUCCCCGCCUCCAAAACGAACUCGCCAAGUUCGAUGAUAUCGGCCUUCUGAUAAAUAACCACGUCUCGAACAUUCUUCGAGUGAACAUCGACACGGUCGUAGCCUUAACACACUUGAUUCUCCCGGGCAUGAAGAAGAGACGUCGAGGUGCAAUCGUGAACGUGGGUUCUUGUGCGGGAUCAUAUCCCUCGCCCACGCUUGCAUUGUAUUCUGCCACAAAAACAUUCGUCGAUUCGUUCGCUCAGGCGCUGACUGAAGAGUGCAUAGAGUCCCACGUAACAGUUCAAGCGCUAAAUCCCUUUUAUCUGAAUACUCCGAUGACUUCGGAAAUAUCCAAUUUCAUGCAAAAGUUCGGCAUAUUUUUUCCUGAUGCGAAGACGUUCGCGAGAAGUGCCGUCGCAACGAUUCCGUAUGCCAGCGAGACGACGGGAUAUUUUCCCCACCAGAUACAGAGGUUUUUCUUUACCGUUUUCGGUUCUUAUGUGUGGAAUAAAAGUCUCUUGCAGUGGUCGAAGGUUUUGCACGCAGAGGAAGUGAGGAAGUCGACGCCUAAUUUCGUGAAGAGGUAUGGAGAAUGGGCUGUUAUUACGGGGGCAACUGAUGGUUUAGGGAAAGAGUACGCGAAAGAAUUGGCGAAGCGUGGCCUCAAGAUUGUGCUCAUGUCCAGGAAUGAGCUGAAAUUGAAGGACGUUGCCGCUGAACUAGUGCGUGAAACUGGAACCACUGUGGAAUGUAUAGUCGCUGAUUUCACCAAAAUUCAGAGCAUUCUUCCCCGCCUCGAAAACGAACUUGCCAAGUUCGACGAUAUCGGCCUUCUGAUAAAUAACGUGGGCCUAUUGCAUGAGUACACAUUCUUCGAAACUUUGGAUUUCCAGCACGUCUCGAACAUUCUUCGAGUGAACAUCGACACGGUCGUAGCCUUGACACACUUGAUUCUCCCGGGCAUGAAGAAGAGACGUCGAGGUGCAAUCGUGAAUGUGGGUUCUUGCGCGGGAUCAUAUCCCUCGCCCAUGCUUGCAUUGUAUUCUGCCACAAAAACAUUCGUCGAUUCCUUCACUCAGGCGCUGACUGAAGAGUGCCUAGAGUCCCACGUGACAGUUCAAGCGCUAAAUCCCUUUUAUCUGAAUACUCCCAUGACUUCGGGAAUCUCCAAUUUCAUGCAAAAGUUCGGCAUAUUUUUUCCUGACGCGAAGACGUUCGCGAGAAGUGCCGUCGCAACGAUUCCGUAUGCCAGCGAGACGACGGGAUAUUUUCCACACCAGAUACAAAGGUUUUUCUUUACCGUCUGCGGUUCUUAUGUGUGGAAGAAAAGUCUCUUGCAGUGGUCGAAGGUGUUGCACGCAGAGGAAGUGAGUCGACGGUUAUCCAUUGCCAUGACGAACAUGAUGUUCAAGUUUCGAGCAAAAGCGUGA
Messenger RNA from Notodromas monacha, 4167 nucleotides. The record is from the annotation of a GenBank genome assembly. NCBI's taxonomy places the organism in Eukaryota, Metazoa, Arthropoda, Ostracoda, Podocopida, Cyprididae.